AUGGAUCUCAAAGUCAAGUACCUUUUCUCUCUACGCGCCAUCCGAGAUCGUGCCAAUGUCGUUGGAGAGAUCGCCAAAGCUGGGAACUUAACUCAUUUCGAGCUCCGGGAAGACAAAUUAGAUGCUGUCGUCGAUUUUGUGGCUUCUAUCAUCAAGCGGGAUUUCGGUCCUGACAAGUUCCAUACUAUUCCUCCGCAUGGGCGCUGGCAGCAUUUCGAAGUCGGGGACAUACCGCGCAUCACAAAUCUAUUGGACCAGUGGAAGAAAGAAGGCUGCGAUGACACCGAGGUGACUCGUCGCCUUAUCGACCUGUUCUUCGUUUCCGUUCUUCUGGAUGCUGGUGCAGGUGAUCAUUGGCGAUACACUGAGCCUGAAACCGGCCACAUCUACGAACGAAGCGAGGGCAUCGCGGUUGCCAGCCUUCACAUGUUCCGCACCUUUGCCUUCACUGCCUCCGAAGUUGAAGCCAUCCCAAUCGUAAAUGGAAGGGGAUUGGAACGACUAGAGACGGCUAUACUCACAGAGGGUUUCCAAGUGUCUGAUGGAAAUCCCAUGCUGGGUAUCGAUUCUCGUGCGACUCUCCUCAGAAGCCUCGGGCAAUCACUGCUUGCUCAUCCCGAUGUUUUCGGAGCGGAAGGUCGCCCUGGAAAUCUCGUUGACUAUCUAGUAUCCAAGACAGCAGGCGGAUCCGCUAACCUCGACGUCCUCGUGCUCUGGGACGUUCUCCAGACACUUCUCAUUCCCACUUGGCCCAAGAAUCGCACAACGAUUGCUGGAACGCCAAUUGGUGAUGCGUGGCCGUUGAGCAUCCUGCAGCAAGGAGUAAAUAUCCGGAGCCCUAACGCUACUGCGGAAGGCAUCCAGCCCUUUCACAAACUUACGCAAUGGCUCACCUACUCCCUAAUGGUCCCCUUCCAGCGGGUGUUGGGUAUGCAAUGGAGCAACGCAGACUCCCUAACGGCCUUGGCCGAAUAUCGCAAUGGCGGCUUAUUUGUCGACCUAGGCGUCUUAUCUCUAAAACAGGAGACGCUUAGCCGAGGCUUGGAGGCAUCGGGCGGGGACUUGCCGCUUUUUGACGCAAGUGAUGAUGCCAUAGUGGAGUGGAGGGCCAUGACACUGGUGCUCAUCGAUAAACUCUACAGCAUGAUCCAGUCCCGGAUCGGCGAUGGUGUUCGCCUGACCAUGGCACAGCUGCUCGAGGCCGGUACAUGGAAAUCCGGACGUGAGAUCGCAGCACAGCGACGCCGACAGACCAAGUCAAGCCCUAUUCUUAUCAAGAGCGAUGGAACUGUCUUCUAG
Lasiosphaeria miniovina is the source of this 1299-nucleotide messenger RNA. RefSeq lists its product as uncharacterized. The transcript has 4 exons. The record is from RefSeq and is a predicted model, not a curated record. The coding region runs from base 1 to 1299 and encodes 432 amino acids. Lineage: Eukaryota; Fungi; Ascomycota; Sordariomycetes; Sordariales; Lasiosphaeriaceae.